UUCGGACAAAAAAAAGCACUUAAACUCAAUAAACAUUUGAGAACAAGCUCGUUUGCACAGAAGCGCGAGUUACAUAAACUCUUUUCUCAAGCUAAACCAACAAAACAAAACACCACAAAAAAAUAAAUUAAAAAUCAACAACAAAGCCGUAAUUCUACUUAAUGCGACUAUAGAAGAUUUUUUAAUGAUUAAUGACGAGUUAUUAAAAUCCAAAUUGUCUUUUUUAGCCACUUAAUUAUUCAAAUCACAUGUGACAUGUUCUGAAGCAAAAGUCAGGAAGAUAAAAAAGAGUAGAGAUGAUGCGAAGAGAUUCUGUUGUUAGAUAUGUAUACAUCGAGUUUUUUCCACGAAAGGGAUCGACCCAAACCAACGUUCUGCACAUUCCCCCAAACCAGACAAAUAUAGCAAAAGAUAGAAACGCAUGCACCAAUAUAUUUAACACAAAAGAUGCCAACAUGGAUCAACUCGACGCCGUGAAAGUUUACAAAGACCUAGAAACCGGAUUGCCUGAUGUCGAACAGAAAAGUGCAUGUCAUCAAACGAGAACAGAGAGUUUAGUGUUAUCCGUCUUUGUGUUUUCUCUCUUCGGAUUAGUCACGUGCUCACUUGGUACCAUGUUUACGUGUUCAAAUGAGCUCGUAUCUCGAUGUUUGGCGAUCACGCAUGGUAUCGUGUCACUUUCAAUCACACUAUUCAUCGCAUACAAACUAUUCUCAAAGUCAAGCGCGUCACGAUACACGGUGAAAUUCUUCACGGGCGUCCUACUGCUGGUUUUCAUGGGCAGCUUUGCAGCAGUUUUCGUUAACCACAACAAGCAGAUGGAGUCAAACGCCUACUGUCACAACGUGCUAAGUACACUCAUGAAGAUCAACACGCUCUGGUCUGUUAUACAGAUAAUAUAUCUUCAACUUUUCAAAUAAUACACGACAAUUAUGAAGCUAUAUAGUCCAAGCUAGAAAGAGUAAAAAUGGUAACUUAAUAAAGAAGCCCAUCUAAAAGCAACAGAAGCACGGCCAAAAAGAUUAUAGCGAAAUACUUUUACGCUGUAGACAUGGCAAUAGUAGUCAUGACAGCAGAACAAUUUGCUAGCUUUACGGCUAAUAAAAGUUGAUCCGCGGACAAAUGUGCAACUCUGUUUUAUCAAAAAAAUUGUUUUUUUAUAAGAUUUUAUUUUAUCAGUGCUGCUAUAUUACUAAACACAAAGCCCUAACGUUUUCAGGA
Messenger RNA from Hydractinia symbiolongicarpus, 1221 nucleotides. RefSeq lists its product as uncharacterized. Bases 297 to 920 code for a protein of 207 amino acids. The record is from RefSeq and is a predicted model, not a curated record. The transcript has 2 exons. NCBI's taxonomy places the organism in Eukaryota, Metazoa, Cnidaria, Hydrozoa, Anthoathecata, Hydractiniidae.